Molecule: messenger RNA, 5793 nt
Organism: Acinonyx jubatus (cheetah)
Lineage: Eukaryota; Metazoa; Chordata; Mammalia; Carnivora; Felidae
Product: zinc finger protein 577
Exons: 7
Coding region: 482-2452 (656 amino acids)
Biological process (GO): regulation of transcription by RNA polymerase II; central nervous system development
Cellular component (GO): nucleus
Molecular function (GO): DNA-binding transcription activator activity, RNA polymerase II-specific; RNA polymerase II cis-regulatory region sequence-specific DNA binding
Source: RefSeq, a predicted model, not a curated record
GUCACAGAGGCCGAACCUAGCGCCAGAAUUCGCGUCUCUGGAACGACGCGCGCUGACCCUUAUCGGUCACCAUCCCUUCCGUUUCUGAGGGUCUGGGAGAGGCUGAGGUGGGACUCGGGGGGUUCUGUGGACACAGAGGCAAAGUGUUUAGAGACGUGGUACCGUGGUUUUCUCCAGUGGUGAAGAGCGAGGCCAUCGCCAGUUGACUGUUUUUGUUAUCUGCAAAUAAUUUUGGUCAGGUGGCAAGUGUAUGGACUGUGGAAUAAGAAGAACCUGCUUCUGCCUUUGACUUGGGUUCUAGUCCAGGGGAACAAGGCAUUAUUGGUCCUAGAAGAAGGAGGAGGUUCCAGGCCUGGGAGAUCAUCAUUUCUGGCAGCAGCCUGACCUGAGAUACCUUGACUGUAUCUUCUGGGCAGGCCCAGAGCAGACAGAAGACAGAGCAUAUCCUGGAAUUUCUAGCCCUUUUUAAGAACAGGAGAAAAUGACCAAGGCCCAGGCACCGUUAUCAUUUGAGGACGUGGCCGUGAGCUUCUCCCGGGAGGAGUGGCGGCUCCUGGUCCCUGCCCAGAAGGACCUGUACCGGGAUGUGAUGCUGGAGAACUACAGGAACCUGGUGUCAGUGGGAUACCAAGCCAGCGAACCAGAUUCACUCUUCCAGUUGGAGCAUGGAGGACCACUGUGGGUAGUAGAGGGAGCAGCUCCGAGGCCACCCUGUCCAGGCUAUCCAGCUACCAACCCACAUAUGAUCCUUAAUUUCGAGCACGGAGGGAAGCCAUGGAGCAUAGAAGAUGAAAUGCAAUGUCAGUACUCUUCAGGGAAGAAACCAUAUGGAUGCAAUGAAUGUGCAGUGAACGCUUUUGAACCACUCAUGACUGUGCUUCAGAGAACUCGUGCAGGAAGGAAAUCCCAUGAAUGCACUGAUAGUAGGAAAGCCUUUCCCAGUAAGGUGAAGCUAAUAAGUAAAGCUACUCAUCAGCAGACUCACACAAGGGAGAGACCGUUCGGGUGCAGUCAAUGUCAAAAAGCCUUCGUUACAAAGUCAGCACUCAGCUGCCAUCAGAAAACUCAUCAUAGAGAAGGGAAAUCCUAUGGAUGCAGUAAAUGUGGGAAAGCUUUUCCUUGGAAGUCAAAACUCGAAUUACAUCAGAGAACUCAUUCGGGAGAGAGACCUUUCAGAUGCAGAGUAUGUGAUAAAGCCUUCAUGGUUCAGACACAUCUGACUGUACAUCAGAGAACUCACACAGGAGAGAGACCAUAUAAAUGCUUGGAUUGUGAAAAAGCGUUCUCAAAAAAGGCUCAGCUCAUAAUCCAUCAGCGAAUUCACACAGGAGAGAGACCAUACAAAUGCAGUCAGUGUCAGAAAGCGUUCAUUACAAAGUCAGCACUCAUCUACCAUCAGAAAACUCGUCAUAGUGAAGGAAAAUCCUAUGGAUGCAGUAAAUGUGGGAAAGCUUUUCCUUGGAAGUCAAAACUCACCUUACAUCAGAGAACUCAUUCGGGAGAGAGACCUUUCAGAUGCAAAGUAUGUGAUAAAGCCUUCAUGGUUCGGACACAUCUCACUGUGCAUCAGAGAACUCACACCGGAGAGAAACCAUAUGAAUGCUUGGAUUGUGAGAAAGCGUUCUCAAAAAAGGCUCAACUCAUGGUUCAUCAGCGCAUUCACGCAGGAGAGAGACCCUAUGAAUGCAGCCAGUGUCAACAAGCCUUCAUCCAGAGGUCAGAUCUAACUAAUCAUAAGAAAACUCAGCAUGCAAUAGGGAAAUCUCAUGGAUGCGGUGAAUGUGGGAAGGUUUUGUCCUCUAAGUCAACUCUCGUUAUACAUCAGAGAACCCAUACAGGUGAGAAGCCCUUCAAGUGCAGUGUAUGUGAUAAAGCCUUCACAUCAAAGGCACAUCUUAUUGUCCACCAGAGAAUUCAUACAGGAGAGAAACCAUAUGAAUGUUUGGAAUGUGAGAAAGCCUUCUCCACUAAGGCACAUCUUAUGAUUCACCAGCGAAUUCACACAGGAGAGAGACCCUAUGAAUGCCGUGAAUGUCAACAGGCUUUCAUCCAGAAAUCAGGUCUCACUAACCAUAUGCAAAAUUGUCAUGCAAGAGUGAAAUCUCAUGGCUGCAGUGAAUGUGGAAAGGUUUUGUCCUGUAAGUCAACUCUGAUUAUACAUCAGAGAACCCAUACUGGUGAGAAGCCUUUCAAAUGUAACGUAUGUGAUAAAGCCUUCACGGCUAAAUCGUAUCUCACUGUCCAUCAGAGAAUUCAUACAGGAGAGAGACCAUAUGAAUGCUCUGAUUGUAAGAAAGCAUUUGCUACUUUGUCAACUCUCAUAGGCCACCGGAGAACUCACACAGGAGAGAGGCCCUAUGGAUGCAAUGAAUGCCAAAAAGCCUUCUUUCGGAAGUCAGCUGUUCUUAAUCAUCAGCAAACUCAGCAUAGAGGAAAAGUGUCUAUGCAGUGACCAUAGGAACAUGAGAAAUAGGUUUUGAUGAGUCAGUCCUCUCUGUUCAGAGAACUCAUUCAGAAUAGAAAUGCCAUGAAUGCUGUGAUUAUAGUAGACCUUUCUGAAACUUCAAUAGGAAGUAAACCUUAUGGAUGCAAGGAAAGUUGUAAGCCUUUCAUCCGAAGACUCCUCUCAGUAUACCACAGGGAUCUCACCAAAAGAGAGAAACAUUAUAAAUGCAGUGAUUGUCAAAAAUUUCAUUCGGGGGCCUCUGGGUGGCUCAGUCAGUUAAGCGUCAGACUUCAGCCUAGGUCAUGAUCUCGCCAUUCCAGAGUUCGAGUCCCACGUUGGGCUCUGUGCUGACAGCUCAGAGCCUGGAGUCUGUUUUAGAUUCUGUGCCUCCCUCCCCCCCUCAAAAGUAAACAAACAUUUAAAAAAUGUCAUUUGGAAGACGCUGUGCAUUUAGGAGGCAAUACCUGUGGGAUGCAGGGAAAGUGGGAAAUCAAUUUCAAAUCAUUUUCAAAGCACAUUUGUUAUACUUUAGGGUACUCGUUCAGGAGAGGGACCCUAGAGCUGCAGUGAGUGCAGAAAAGCCAAAGAAAAUCACAUCUCAUUGUACAUAAAAAUAAAAAUUACAGGAAGGUUGUGAUAAAGGACUUACCAUUCUCUGGAAAGUCAGACUCAUUGACCAUCUUGUGCAGGAGAGAAAUACUGUGAAUGUGAUACAGUCCUCCAAUUAAUGCAUAUCUUUGUACAUCAACAAACUCAUGUAGGAGGAAAACCCUAUUAAUGUAGCAAAUGUAGUAAAGGCUGCAUCUAGAUGUCAGAGCUCACUAAUUAUCUGCAAACUCAUAUAGUAGGUAAAUCCUUUGGCCACAAAACUCAUUGCAUAGCAAGAAAGAAAUGCCAUUAAUUACACUGAUUAUCUAAAAUGCUUUAUUUACAUGGGGUUCCUGGGUGGCUCAGUCGGUUAAGUUUCCGGCUUCGGCUCAGGUCAUGAUCUCACAGUUUGUAGUUAGAGCCCUAUGUCAGGCUCUGUGCUGACAGUGUGGAGCCUGGACCCCAGAGCCUGCUUUGAGUUUGUGUCUCCCUCUCUCUCUGCCCCUCCCCUGCUCACAAUCUCUCUCUCUCUCUCUCAAAACUAAAUAAACAUUUAAAAAAACUUAAUACUUUAUUUACAAUUCAGAGCUUUUUAAAUUGCUUAUUUUUUAUUUUUAUUAUUUUCUUGAGAGAGAGAGAGAGAGAGAGAGAGGGAACAAGUUGGGGAGGGGCAGAGAAAGGGAGACACAGAAUCCGAAGCAGGCUCCAGGCUCUGAGCCAUUAGCACAGAUCCCAAUGUGGGGCUCAAGCUCACGAACUGCAAAUCAUGACCUGAGCUGAAGUCAGAUGCUUAACCGAUCAAACUACCCAGGCGUCCCUACAAUUCAGAGCUUUUUAAAAAUAAUUUCAUAUCUUGUUGAACAGAGGGAUCUUUCACCACUUCUGAAAUGUAAAGCUAAAAUAAGACUUUAAGAAUGUAGAAGAGUGAAGGGGGGUGAAGUCAUAGUCACACAUUUAGUGAGUAGUAAACUGGAAAGGUAUGUAAAACUUUGAGUUGCUAUCAGAGGGGAGACCUGUUCAGGGCUGAAGGGAGGUCCUUAGUUUCUUACUACAAAAAUCUCUUCUUAACUAAAGGCUACACAAAUAAGAGUGUCAGUUUAUAGAAAAACUCCAAAUUGCACAAAACCCCAUGAGGCAGGAGAAAUGGACAGGAUGGCAGGAUGUGGGCUGUGGGGGCAGCCAGUCUGCAGCAGGGAUGGCUGGGCUGGACCUGUAGGAAACAGCACGCUGGCAAGUAUAGAGGCAGAGGUUAGUGCAUUCACCCAAAGCCCUUGCUUUCCAAUCAGACUUUCUAGGAUGCUGACGCUUUCCUCAAACAAGAUACAAUUCAGAGCUUUUUAAUUGCCCCCCAACUCCCAUAGCAGAGAGAUCCUAUUCUCAGACGAGGAAACAAUUUCCAGGUUCAGUGAAGUUAUAAAACCCAUAAGGAAUCAUGUCUGAUAUAUUAUAGAAAUACUGUGAUCAUAGUCACUAAAAAUGCUUUCUGUGGAGGAUUGGAUAUCAUUGAGCAUAAUAAGCUCUUAAAAAUAGAAUUUGCUGUCCACAGAGCAGUGAAUGUAGCAAAAGCAUCAGUAAUAGAUUGUGUUUUACUUUUGCAUUUCUGGAUUUAUUUCUUCACAUCUGACCAUAUCUUACGUGUGAUGCAUGUUAGAUUUGAUGGAAUGUCAGGGUUUUUCUAUGUUUGAUGGCAUUUUAGAUUUGGGUUAUUAGCUAAACUUGGAAGCUAUAUAUAGAACGAAAUUAUUUUAUAAGGGAUUAACAUAAUGGUUUUAGAAAGGAUUCCAGAGAUAUCAGAUAUUUUCUCUGCAAAUAUGACACCAUUUGAAUACAUUUAAAAAAUCAGAAUAAGAAGUUGAAUAGUGACAAAGGUUUAUAGGAGUUAUGUUCUGGACUAUACUGUGUAAUGUAGACUUUAUGUAUUUACCUUUAUUAUUUCUUAGAGUUACAUGAAGGAACAUUAUUUUUAGGGUUUAUUUCUCAGCAUAGACAUAGAAUAUUGAGUAACACAAUCUUGUGUAAAUAGGGAUGUUCUAUUUCCUUAUGAGUCAGAAUGUCUUGUAAUAUGUAAUUUGACUCCUUAAUAAGUAUUAUAAAGAAUUAGACUGCAUAAGUUUGCUCUCCUUAUUUUUACUGUGUUUUGUAAUGUUUCUGCCAAGUGUGAUAAUCAUCACUACUUGAAGCCUCCGUUUUUCUAGAGCCUUAUUUCUUAAAUAUGCAAAAGUGAUAAAAGAUUUACAUGAAAUACUAAAAACCAAGCAACACAUGAGACAAAGGGGAAGAAAAGACUUGGGUUUGUGUGUGUGUGUGUUCAUGUAUAUUUAUUGCAAGUGCUGUAUCAUGCAGGAACUUUGGAUUUAUUAUGAAAACACGUCCUUAAGCACUAGAAACAUUUUCUGUCUUAGCAUUCCCUAAAAUACCCAGUAUUUACUAACAUUAGGAAUGACAUUGCAGAAAUUGGAAUUCUUGAACAUAACUGGAAUGUGAAGUGGUUCAGUUGCUGUGGAAAACAAUUUGGCUGUCCCUCCAAAAAGUUAAAUAUGGAAUUACGUAUGACCCCAGAAUUCCACUCAUAGGUAUAUAUUCAACAAAAUUGAAAACAGGUACUUCAAUACUUGUACAUGAAUGUUCACAGCAGCACUAUUCACAAUAACCAAAAGGUGGAAAUAAUCUAGAUGUCCAUCAGUGAAUGAAUGGGCAAACAAAAUGUGGUAUGUAUAUACAUACGUGUAUAUAUUACGUGUAUGUAUAUAUACGUGUAU